CAACAUUCACUUCAAUUCUGUCAUAGAUUCUGUCCAAUUUGACAUAUUCCAUCUAUGCCAUUGCCAUAUACCAUUCCUUGUUUUACAAUGUAAAUUUCAUAUGUGGUGUUUGUUAUUACUACCUAAUUAUAAUAAACAAUGAACGGGCACUCUGUAUUUGGUCCGCGGCUGAAACAAUUUGAGCAUGCAAAAGGAGAUGAAAAAUGUAAGCACAAGGAGUUUGGUUUAACUAACAUAAAGAGUAAGCAUAUCAAUGGAAAAUUUCGCCCAAGUCUCAAAAAGAGAAGCAUUUCGGAUAAAACUAAAUUUGAAGCAAAGGUAAUUGAGCAAAUGGUCUCGACAAUCGAAGAAUUGAAAAACAAAGUACACUACUUUGAAAAUUAUAUUACGUACGAAGUCGCACCUGAAGUUAAGAAUGUUACUAUUCCCAGUAAAGUGGAAGAUCAAUACGUAAUGGGUGAUACAAACGAAUCAAAAAACCUCAACCCUUCUGACCACAUGAAGAACACCGAAAAAUUUGCACAAGAUUCGAAGAAGAAAAGUGAAACCGACGCAUCUAUUGUAAAAUCGUCAAUUUCACUGAUGAAAAAUACCUAUAUCAACAUAAAUCCUGCAGUGAACCCUAAAUAUUUGAAAUCGGCAGCGCAGGAUUUUAUUAAGCACGCCGAAGAGUUAAAGUCUAACAUAACUUACAUGUUAGACAAUGAGAAUUGUGACACAAUCACUUUAAGUGAUGAGUCUGAAAUUGCUGCUGAUCCGUAUUCCAAAGAAAAAUAUAUGUUUAAUAAUCAGUCAAAUCUGCAAUGCUUGUUAUUAUCUGUUAGUGGGCAGUACGAUGCAAUUUUGAAAACUUUAGGAAGUAUAGAGCAACGAGUCCAACAAUCGGACAAGUUACAAAUCCACAAAAGCGUAAAAUUAUCUCAGACGUCCGCCAAAGUGUCCACAUAUAUUCCAAAUAGUGUACAUAAAGUUGAAAACAUUAAGACUAGUAAAACCAAAACACUAGAUAAUAGUAUAACGAAGGAGUCACCAUCAAAAGCAACUAAAAAGAAAUGGGAGAAAAAAUUAGAUCCUAUUGUUUUGGUGUAUGAACCUAUUAAACCAGCAGACUACACGCAAAAUAUAUGUGCACUUUGUGGCUAUGGAUCUUCUACGUGUCUCAUUGAAAAUUGCCGCGAACGAGUGAUCAAAUCUUCGUUGGACAAAGAAGAUGUAAGCUGCGGGUUUAUGGUUACUUAUACCCCAAAUCUCCGUAGCCAAUCAGAAUGUAUAAGCGAUCUAGUUAAAAAGGAUUCUAAAAAACUAAAAAAGAAAAAAUCAAGCUGUCUUUGGUUUUAACGGUUGUAUGUUUUGUGUUGAGUAUA
This is a messenger RNA of Photinus pyralis (common eastern firefly), 1364 nucleotides long. RefSeq lists its product as uncharacterized. The record is from RefSeq and is a predicted model, not a curated record. NCBI's taxonomy places the organism in Eukaryota, Metazoa, Arthropoda, Insecta, Coleoptera, Lampyridae. The coding region runs from base 139 to 1338 and encodes 399 amino acids. The transcript has 2 exons.